UCGAACAGCAGCGCCGAUCAGAAGAGUCAGAGGAGGUACCGCCAAGACUCGAGGUCCAGAUCGAUAGACGAAGGGAGAGGGGACAAAUUGAACGGGACGUCGUCGAGCUACGACGACCUUAGCCGCGCGGACAAGAAGCAAGCGGAACGUAAACUGGUGGACAAGGUAAACGUCGGCGUGAAUACCAGCAGAGGCACCUACAAAGAGUAUCUCGCCUCGAAGAACAGAAGCAAGCAGCAAGAUUACGGGUUCAGCGCGUCGAGCACCGUGAUCGGUAAGUCGAGGGACAUCAGCCCCUCGACCGGUUCGCGAAUUCCCCAAAGGGGACCUCUCAGCUCCAGCUUCAGAUCGAGACGGCUAGAGUCUGACAUCGUCGGAGGCGAGUCGUCGCAGCUUCCUCACCAGGCCGAGAGAAACUGUCGCGUGAGAAACGCGACCGACAGCAGGCUGACGAAUUUGGCGAAGACGAGAAACGAGUCCGAUCGUGACAGGAUAUCAUGUGGAGUAAGCGGCCUAGCUACCGGCAUUACCGCUGCUGGCGGCUCGAUCGUAACGGGCAGCACGAGCGUGAACGCGAGCGCGGUGACGACGACGACGACGAGCAGCGGCACACUCUCGGUUAUCCCCAGCAGGAAAGCGUCGUUUAAGCGAAGCUCUCAGAACCACGAUCAAAGCACGGUUGGCGCGACGAGAGCGCUCGUUAAGGAAGAGACAGGCCAGAGAGCGAGAGGGGCCUGCGGGGGGAACAGCAGCAACCUCUCGAAGGGCCCGAGCAACCUUGGUGACCAAGGCGAGCCGAUCUCGCCAAAUAAGGACGGAGAAAGUAGGCGCCCGGCUCUCACGAGCGAUUCACCGCGAGCCGAUGAUAAACCAGCCGAUGCCGCUUGUAAAUCGGCGACAGAGUUCUCGAGGAGCGUGGAUCGGCCUACGCGAGAUGUACUCCCGAGGAUCACAACCAGCGAAUCGGCCGAGUCUAGUCGCGUGUACGCGGCGCUGCAGCUACUGAACGAGCAAAACUCGGCAAAGUCGAGACUAUCGACGGGCAACAACGGUGUUCAACCUUUGGAGGAAAGGUCUCCGAGCAGAUCGCACUAUUCCACGCCGAAUCACGUGGAGAAGAUUUACGAGCGUAGCCUGCAGCCUCAGGUGAUUCACGUGGAUGACCUCCAAUCGAUCCUGCGACCUUCUUUGCAGGUUUCUGCUUACGGCGAAGGUGGAACUGCCGGUCGAUCCGAUCUCAAGUCGCCUGCCAAAGAAGCGGUUAUACUCGACGAGCGAAACGAAAAACAGCCAGAAGAAGAGGAGGAGGAGGAGGAGGAGGAGGAGGAGGAGGAAGAGGAAGAAGAAGAAGAAGAAGAAGAAGAGGAGGAGGAGGAGGAGAAGGUGGAAAAGAAAGAAGAAAAAGAGACAGAGGUUUACGAACGGGUCGGCGAGUUGCGGUACGAACACCUGGAGACUAUCGAGGAAGACGAUCAGAAGAGCGAGGCAUCCGUUUGCAGGUACCCGGAGAUCGGAUUGAGUCAGUGCCUGAAAAUUCAGCAAUACCUGCCGAACGGUAGAUCGAGAGGUCCUCCUCCUCCUCCUCCUCCUCUUUCUCCUCCUUCUCCUCCCGCGGAGAAGAAAAAGGAAGCACCGGCGACGUGCACGAAGCGGGACCAGCAGCAGAACGAACCUGCCCGGACGUUCGUCACGUUUCGCUCGUCCGGCUCCCCUCAGGGCAUCAAGACGACGAGCCUGCAAUCUCGAUCGACCGCGACUGGUUUGUCGGAGUGCGGCAGCGAGCAGGAGGAGAAACGGCAAGUCACGGAGCCGAUCAUGAUCGUCGACGACCUGGAGAUCCCCUACGAUCCCGGGAAUUUGGUGCUCGACAGAAGCCAAUCGUGUCACACGCGGGAGAACAGCAAUCUAUCGACCGCCACUAUACCCCUGGACGAGCUGGAGAGUGAAAGGCAGGCGGCAAAGUUCAAGGCCGAGGACGCGCGUUUUCGAUCGAACGAGAUGCCCGAGCAGACAAUGGAGGCGGCGAGGUGCAACCUUCGGUGCAACCAAGACUCUGGUCUUGCCAAAGAGCCUAGCCAGAAGUCGGAGAAAUGGGAGGCCGAGAAAGGGGAACGAACCAACUCGCGGGAGAUGGACCGGUCGGUGGUGAACGAAGUGCUGGUGAAGAAUCUUCAAUUCAAGCAGGACUUACCGAAAGACUCGUCGUCGGCGGAGCGUAGUCCCGUAGUCGGCGACUCGUUUGGCAAAAUCAUCGAGCACGUCGCGAGCCAACAGAGGCCGAUCGUUUUCCACAAUGUUUUGUGCGACAAUUACGAGAACGUGCGAAACGCCAGGUUCAAGGAGAGCAAGGUGUACGUGACGAAGGAGGAGAUGGAGCGGCAAAGGCUGAUGGAAUUGCUGAGGAAAGGGGACUACGAAUCGGUGAAA
Messenger RNA from Heterotrigona itama, 2427 nucleotides. NCBI's taxonomy places the organism in Eukaryota, Metazoa, Arthropoda, Insecta, Hymenoptera, Apidae. The record is from the annotation of a GenBank genome assembly.